Paramuricea clavata is the source of this 4640-nucleotide messenger RNA. NCBI's taxonomy places the organism in Eukaryota, Metazoa, Cnidaria, Anthozoa, Malacalcyonacea, Plexauridae. The record is from the annotation of a GenBank genome assembly.
UACAUACUGAUACGUGUCAUUACCUGUUGUAGAUUGCUGUGUCGUCAACGAAUUGUAAUUGUUCUAAUAUAUCUACAGUUUCAAGCAAGAGUUUACAAGUAAGUGACUAUCCCAAAGAGUCAGAGUUCUAUCUAAGUAUUGUACAACAAGAGAUGUAUUCAAAUUAGAAUACAAAGAGUUAAUACUUGAAAGAUAUUAUAGUCAAUAUUUUGUUACUUCCGUCGGAGAUUUUAAAUUGUUUUUUAGACGACAAGCGUUUUGGGCACGGCACCCCUAAAAAUCGUCACCGGUGCCCAAAAGAUUGAAGGUGCGUUCGGUGCCAAGACUUUAAUUUCUCAUAAGUAUAGUCUCAUAUAUGCAGUAUAAGUCGGUUUCCAUGCAUUACGUCCGCUUUGCCCGCAGCCAUCUUGCCGCGAAAGAAUUCCGAAAGUAAUCUACAUUGAGCAUGCGAGUUUCGUUCAUUUUCAGCAUGAUUCUACUCUACAUUUGCGAGCAGAGGUUUAGUGUCUUAUUACUUGGAAGCAAAAAACAAAAGUCUUCGCUAUAAGACAGUCGGUUAUCUAGUUAAUCUGCCUGUCUUGGCAGAUUCAACCAUUAUUUAUCUAUAAUUUAACACUUUCAACACCGAAUAAUCACUUUGAACAUAUUGAUGAAUGAUGUAUAAAUGACAUUAUUUUUUUUGCCUUUUUUCGAUGUUCUUUUCUCCUUAAUUAAUUUAACUUAUAAUGAACUCACCGCAGUUUCUAUCGAUUCUAAACAAAAAUUCCUAGAACUUGGGAAAAUGAUCAAUGUAUCGAUUAGUGUUGAAUAAAACCCCGCAAAUUGCAUAAAUUACCAUAAACGAACGCCGGUUUUUUUUUAGAUUUUUAGAUUAGAGUCAUGGAGGGGAGUCUAGUAUUAUGCAUGAGAAAUCAGCCCAAGCAGGUACUUUACUGGUUAUUGCCAUGUAAUCAAAAAGAAUUAUUUUAUCAGUUUGUAGCUAUAAGCCUAAAAUAUAUCCUUCUAUGAGUACUAUUUUAAAUGAAUUGCAUGUGCACCACUUGCCUUCAUGUGCACGCUUUCUACUCGAACUAAAGUACAAAAAUUUAGCUAUCUAAAAACUGACCUCAUUGUCAGCCUCGAGACAAACAGUUUUUGUGUUUAAUUUUAUCAGACUGAGUGCCGAUUGAUAUUCCUGCAUGAUCAACGGAAGAAACGAAGUGCUUGAAUUGGAAUGUUUUAUCAUCUUCAAAAUAUUUUGUAAGAAUGAAUUAAUCUUUGUAUUUUGUAUUAUUGCGUUUUUUAUAGAUUAACUUUCUUUAUUUCUUUACCAAUUUAUUUUUGUUCAUUUUCCAGGUUUUUUUUUGGUUAAUCCUAGACAAACUGAGGUCAAUUUUUACCCAUAAUGGAAAGUUAUUCUGACACGUUUGAUUUGGUUGUCUUUAAUUUCUUAAAGGAGUGUAUUCUACUGCCACAGAUACACUCGCUACAAUGUUCUUUUGUUGUCGUAGAGAACAUGGCGCAUUAUACAUUGCAUGAAUCACAGAAAUGUACGUCUGAAAUACGAUUAAGGCUUGCAGAAGUUGCGAAGUCAUUAGAUUUGUUUGACAAGUAUGUUGAAUCGCCCAGCAACAAAACUGCUAAGACGUUGAAACAGUCGUUUGAUAAUAGCAAAAGUACUUAUAACGAACUUUCGGCUGAUGAAAUUGACGAAAUGUUAGAAUGUACACGUACUUCUUUACUAAAAUUUAUCCCAGACUCUGAUAACGAAAAUAGAAAAUCUAAAGACUCUGAUCACAAAAGUUCCAACUCUGUAAAUAAAAACGUGAACUUAUUUGAUUUCCAGCCAGACAGUAUUUCUGAAGACGCUUCAAAAAAUGAAAAAGAAAAAACGUCUAUUCGUUCACCAAAUUUGAAAAAUGAGAAUAGUUUUCAAAGCAGUAGUGAAAAUAAGCAACAAGAAGAAAAGCAACAUUUUAAUACUGCACAAAGUAAAGAGCACGAGAAAUUUGAAGAUCUUUUGAUGCAAUCCUCGCAGGAACUAAAGCAGAAACAAAAAAAAGUUCCGACAUCCAAGACCAAGGCGAAAAAGUUCGUAGGCUCAGAUCAAGAUCCUUCAAUUGGUCAACCACUUGUUGAAGAAAGAAGUAAAAAGGUCGAGAUGAAAAUAUAUACCGACGUUUCAAGUAUUGAUAAAGAAAUGGACGCAUUGAAAUCGUUGAACUGCGAACAUCCGAAAAGUUUGAGGAAACCGGAAAUCGAAAUUCACUUCCUACGAAAAGAAAUAGAAUCAUUGAAAAUUGAAAACCAAAAGAUUUUGGCUGAGCAUGGGCAAAUCCUUGUUGAGCAAACUGCCAAAGAAAGCGAAGAAAGAAAAUCUGAUCUCUUUCAGCGAAUAUUUCGUUCCGAAGCUAAACAAUCUGUUGUGUCUACAACUGCAUCUAGUGAACAACCUGCCCAAGGCGCCGAGGCUUUGCAAGGAGGUAACCAUCAACGAGGAAAACAAGAGACGGCCACAAGAGACAAAGAUGAAAGCAAGAUUCAAGGAAGAGAUGAAAACAGCACAGGAAUAUCAACCUAUAGGAGUAACAGCGAAAACCAAAAUCCAACAACACAAAACUCGUCAAGUAUUGCAUCGAAAGAGAAGACAAGUGGCGGAGAGGGAAUCGAUACAUCUGGACACGUCAAGGGAACCGGUGACGCAGCAUCGACAUCAAGAGAUGAAAAUAACACUCUGCAAAGCUAUGAAAACCUAUCAUUCUCCGUCCAACAAGACGUUUCAAAUGGAACAGAGUACAUAUCGCUGGGAAAUGUACCACCUACAUCAGUCGCAACCACUUUGUACAACAACUACAAGUUUUUGUUGCUCUCUCUGGGCCAAAGUCUUCUUUCCUCCGACGUCGUAAAGCUGAUGGACUGGGCUUCUCAAAAUUUCUCAAUCGAGAACGCUCAAAAUGCUACUGAUGUUCUCUUACAACUUGACCAAAAAAGAAUCAUCAAUGCUUCAGAUUUAAGUCCACUUCGCGAUUUCUUUGAAUCUAUUAUCAGAAUUGAUCUUGCCUACAUUAUCGAUGAAUUCUUGCUUGGUAAUUACAGCUUACUUCGCCAAAUUUCAGCCUUGAAAACGCGUGAUGUAAACAGGGCACAAAAUCCUCAGUACGGUUCCACUUCACGGUUUACAAGUUUCUUGAAAACUUUGAGUUCCAGUCGGUCGUACACUCAGGGUUCCAGAACAGCAGGAAGUAAUGUUGCUGCCAGCGGCUCAUUACAAAUGAGUACAAACAGAAAUCCAGCAACUUCAAGGACACCAGAAAACAGCAAUGGACCGCAAAGCUCUCUCGCUCAACAAAACCGCCAGCCUGCUCUUUCAAGUUUCUUGAGAUACCCAAACACAAACAACACAAACCUCGUGUCCAGAUCUCCCAAUGAAAACCAAUCCAAAGCCCACGAGCAGCGAAAUGUCAAACCUAUUGCAACUGGAUUUACUGAAACAAGUGUAGUCGUUGCAGAUAGCCCUGUUACAAGUAAGUUUCUUUAAUUAAUAUUUUUACCAUGCAGACUGAUAUCCCUCAUAAAUUUAGUGUGUUUUGCUUCUGGUAGGGAACGACUAUAGCAAUUAUUGACUGUGAUUCAAUUAAAUAUUGCCAGCGAUCCUGAAAGGAUCGAUCAUUGCGUCAGCGUCACUGCAGUAGAAACAUAAAUUACACUUUAUAAUGUAUAAAUGUCAGUUAGAGAUCCUGUAAGGGCGGCGCUCAAUUCGUCUAGUAUUAGCAUUAGUUCGUUGUAAUAAACACAAAAAUGACUAAAAUACUUUAAAAUUCAAUAACAUUUCAUUGUGUUACCGUGAAAAUAUCCUAGCAACUGUUUUUGUGUAAUAGGUGUUAAUUUAAACCAUGCGAGGCUCAAUCUUGCGUUAUGAAUACAAAUUUCCAACACAAGAUUGAAUUUCCAACACAAGAUUUUAAAUAAACACCUAUGGCUAUACACAAAAACCGUUGCUAGAAUAUUUUCACGGUAACACAAUGAAAUGUUAUUGAAUUUUAAAGUAUUUUAGUCAUUUUUGUGCCUAUUACAACGAACUAAUGCUAAUACUAGACGAAUUGAGCGCCGGCCUUACAGGACCUACUGACAUGUGUGCAUUAUAAAGUAUAAUUUAUGUUUCCCACUGCAGUGACAAUGGCGCGUUGGUCCUUUCUGGAUCUUUGGCAAAGACAGGAUUGAUACAGCUAUGAGCUAUCUUGUAAAAGAGUUAAAUUAAAGUUUGCAAUAAUUUAUUUUUAUUGUUUGAAAAACAGACGAGAGAAGAACAACAGCAAGCAAUUCUUCAACAAGAACAAAUCCACCAGUGAAAAACAACGGCUCAAGAAUUACAAUUGGUAGCAAUGGUUCAAAGCUUUCCAAGUUCUCACGCGAAGGCGCAGAACGAAGCAUCGUUUCUUUUGCCCACGCCCCAAAUCCUUCUCGUAACCAAGACCUUGACCUCGAAAGUAACUGGUUAUGCAGUCAUUACAAACGACUUUGCUACGUCAAAUUUGAAUGUUGCGACAACUUUUGGCCAUGUCAUCGUUGCCAUAACAACCAAAGCACGUGUGGCCGAAAGAAACUCAAGUCACGUGACACGCAGAUGGUGAAGUGCGUCUAUUGCAAUAAAGAGCAACAGG